AUGCUGCUCAAUUACCCUUGCAAUAAGGUGUCUCAUUUCUCUCGGCUCGGAGACGUGGAGGUGAACGCCGGGCAGAACGCCUCCUUCCAGUGUGUGGCCACAGGCAAAGUGACCGAGUCGGAGCCCUUUCUCCUGGAGAGGAGGAAUGGCUUGCUCCUGGGCCCACCUCUGCUCUCUCGGCUGAGUCACAAGCGACUGAUGGCAACAUUCCAGGUGGAGGCGGAGCGCGGCGAGCAGGACAUGUACCGCUGCGUCACGCUGUCGCCCAGAGGAGCGGCGGUGUCCAAUUUUGGAGAGCUCAUAGUCAGAGUGCCGCCGACGCCCAUCGCCCCUCCGCAGCUGCUCCGCGCCGGUCCCACCUACCUCAUCAUCCAGCUCAACACAAACUCCAUCGUGGGCGACGGUCCGGUGAUCCGUAGGGAGAUCCAGUACCGGGCCAGUCAGUCUACCUGGCUGGAGACGCACGGCGUGGGCUCCCUCACCUACAAAGUGUGGCACCUGGAGCCCGACACAGAGUACCACAUCAGCGUACUGCUCACCCGGCCCGGAGAGGGGGGCACCGGGGCACCAGGACCCCCGCUGGUCAGCCGGACCAAGUGUGCAGAGCCCAUGCGAGCCCUGCGAGGACUCACCUCCACAGAGAUCCAGCCUCGACAGUUGUUCCUCCAGUGGGAACCUCUGGGCUACAACCUGACGCGCUGCCACACCUACACGCUGUCCCUGUGCUACCGCUACUCCAUGCCCACAGGGGGCAGCGGCGGGAACAAUGCCACGGUGCGAGAGUGCCUUUCUGUGGAGAGGAACACGUCUCACUUCACCCUGAGGGACCUGCCUCCCUUCCGCUCCGUGCACGUUCGUCUGGCCCUGUCCAACCCGGAGGGCAAGAAGGAGAGCCGAGAGGUCACCUUCCAGACGGAGGAGGACAUUCCCGGCGGCAUCGCUCCAGAGUCGCUGACCUUCACCCCGCUGGACGACAUGAUCUUCCUCAAGUGGGAGGAGCCAGUAGAGCCCAACGGACUCAUCACGCAGUACGAGAUCAGCUACCAGAGCAUCGAGUCCUCAGAUCCUGGUAUCAACGUUCCCGGACCACGACGCACUGUGUCCAAGCUGCGAAACGAGACGUACCACAUGUUCUCGGGCCUGCACCCAGGGACCACCUACCUGGUGUCUGUGAGGGCCAGGACCACCAAGGGCUUCGGCCAGACCGCGCUCACCGAGAUCACCACCAACAUCUCCGCCCCUGUUUUUGACUACGAAGACGUCCCCUCUCCUCUGAGCGAAUCUGAGAACACCAUCACGGUCCUGCUGAGGCCGGCCCUGGGACGCGGAGCUCCAGUCAGUGCGUACCAGGUGGUGGUGGUGGAGGAGGACGGUUCUCGGCAGGUGAAGAGGAGAGAGUUGGGGAGCUCCGACUGCUUCCCGAGCUCCAACUCCCACACCGAGGCCCUGGCCAAACGCUCGCCACACUACUACACGGCUGAACUGGCCCCCAGCAGUCUGCCCGAGGCCACGCCCUUCACGGUGGGAGACAACCACACCUACAACGGCUACUGGAACAGCCCCCUGGACCCUACCAAGAACUACCUCAUCUACUUCCAGGCCACAAGCAACUUCAGAGGGGAAACCAGGAUCAACUGCAUUCGGAUUGCCCGCAAAGCUGCCUGCAAGGACUCCAAGAGGGCCCUGGAGGUAUCCCAGCAUGCCGAGGACAUGGGCCUGAUUCUGGGUGCGUGCGCUGGGGGGCUGGUGGUCCUGAUCCUGCUGCUCGGAGCCAUCGUCGUCAUCGUUAAGAAGGGAAGGGACUUCUAUCCUUACCCUUACUACCCCAGGAAGAAGGUGGCCAUCAACAAGGCGGCCAUGUCGUACAGGCAGGAGAAGAACCGCAAGCUGAGCUCCCUGGACUGCAGCAUGACCGAACAGAGCACUCUCCAGCAGGACGCCAGCCUCGCCCACUCCUUCCUGGACGCUCAUGGAUGCAACGCUCGAAACGACCAGCGCAGCUCGGUGAAUGAGUCGAGCAGUCUCCUGGGGGGCUCUCCACACCGACACUGUCGCAGGAAGAGCUCUCCUUACCACACGGGUCAGCUUCACCCGGCCGUGAGGGUGGCCGACCUGCUCCAGCACAUCAACCAGAUGAAGACGGCCGAGGGCUACGGCUUCAAGCAGGAGUACGAGAGUUUCUUUGACGGAUGGGAUGUCAAGAAGAAAGACAAGACCAAAGGGCGACAUGACACCUUGCUUAGCCAUGAUCGGCACAGGGUGAAGAUGCACUCCUUGCUAGCUGACCCUAGUUCAGAUUACGUCAACGCCAACUACAUUGAUAUUCGGAUAAACAGGGAAGGCUACCAGCGCUCCAACCACUUCAUCGCCACCCAAGGCCCCAAGCAGGACAUGAUCUACGAUUUCUGGAGAAUGGUUUGGCAAGAGAACUGCUUCAGUAUUGUCAUGCUCACCAAGCUCGUGGAAGUGGGCAGGAUGAAGUGUUGCAAGUACUGGCCGGAAGACACGGAAAUGUACGGCGACAUAAAAAUCACCUUAUUGAAGACGGAGACGCUGGCGGAGUACACGGUCCGCACGUUCGCCAUGGAGAGGAGAGGGUACCCGGCCAAGCAUGAGGUGUGCCAGUUCCACUUCACCUCGUGGCCCGAGCAUGGCGUCCCCUUUCACGCCACAGGGCUGCUGGCCUUCCUCCGGCGCGUCAAGACGUCCACCCCUCCGGAUGCAGGUCCUGUGGUGGUUCACUGCAGGUAA
This is a messenger RNA of Knipowitschia caucasica, 2751 nucleotides long. Lineage: Eukaryota; Metazoa; Chordata; Actinopteri; Gobiiformes; Gobiidae. The record is from the annotation of a GenBank genome assembly.